Messenger RNA from Staurois parvus, 282 nucleotides. NCBI's taxonomy places the organism in Eukaryota, Metazoa, Chordata, Amphibia, Anura, Ranidae. The record is from the annotation of a GenBank genome assembly.
AGUUGUCCAAGCAGUAUGGGUCCGGUAUACACCAUCCAUUUAGGAAUGUCUAAGAUGGUUAUCCUGUGUGGAUAUGAUGCUGUAAAAGAAGCUCUAGUCAACUAUGCAGAUGAAUUUGCUGACAGACCAAAAACACCAUUAUUUUAUAAGAUCCAAAAGGAUCACGGCAUCGUAUUUUCCAAUGGCGAAAGCUGGAAGGCAAUGAGAAGAUUCACUCUAUCAACUCUACGAGAUUAUGGAAUGGGGAAGAAAGGAAUAGAAGACAAGAUUAAUGAAGAAGCU